GGCGAGGAGGCGAGACGCGCCGCGAGGAGGCCCUGCCCUCGGGGAAGGCGGGCGGAUCCGCGCAGGGGGAUGCCAAGAGGCCGGAAGGGGGUGGCCGCCGGCCGGGCCCCGCCUCGGGGCCGCCUCCCCGCGGGUUCCGUUGGUUGUGGCGGCAGCCUGGGCUGCGGCGGCCGUGGCUGCGGGGCGGGCGUAAGAUGGCGACAUCGGCGGCCGGAGCCCUGGGCUUGCUGUGGGGCUGGCUGUGGAGCGAGCGCUUCUGGCUGCCGCAGAACGUGAGCUGGGCCGACCUGGAGGGGCCGAGCGACGGCUACGGCUACCCGCGCGCCCAGCACAUCCUCUCGGUGUUCCCGCUGGCCGCGGGCAUCUUCUCCGUGAGGCUGCUCUUCGAGCGGUUUAUUGCCAAAACCUGUGCACUCCAUGUUGGCAUCGAGGACAGUGGUCCUUAUCAGGCCCAACCCAAUGCCAUCCUUGAAAAGGUGUUCAUAUCUAUUACCAAGUAUCCUGAUAAGAAAAGGCUGGAAGGCCUGUCCAAGCAACUGGACUGGGAUGUCCGUAAAGUCCAAUGCUGGUUUCGCCAUCGGAGGAAUCAGGACAAGCCCCCAACGCUCACUAAAUUCUGUGAAAGCAUGUGGAGAUUCACUUUUUAUAUAUGUAUAUUCUGCUACGGAAUUAGAUUUCUCUGGUCGUCACCUUGGUUCUGGGACAUCCAACAGUGCUGGCAUAGCUAUCCAUUUCAGCCUCUCUCAAGUGGGCUUUAUUACUAUUAUAUCAUGGAAUUGGCCUUCUAUUGGUCUCUUAUGUUUUCUCAGUUUACAGACAUUAAAAGAAAGGACUUCCUAAUCAUGUUUGUGCAUCACUUGGCUACCAUUGGGCUUAUCACCUUCUCCUACAUCACCAACAUGGUUCGGGUGGGAACUCUGAUCAUGUGUCUACAUGAUGCCUCAGACUUCUUGCUGGAGGCAGCCAAGCUGGCCAAUUACGCCAAGUUUCAGCGGCUCUGUGACACCCUCUUUGUGAUCUUCAGUGCUGUUUUUAUGGUCACUCGUCUCGGACUCUAUCCAUUCUGGAUUUUGAACACGACCCUCUUUGAGAGCUGGGAGAUGAUCGGGCCCUAUUCUUCUUGGUGGUUAUUCAAUGGCCUUCUCCUGAUACUACAGGUUCUGCAUGUCAUCUGGUCCUACCUAAUUGCACGAAUUGCUUUCAAAGCUUUGAUCCGGGGAAAGGUGACCUAUCCAGGAAGGAUUAGACCCAGACUCUGUACUCUCCACUCUUUUCUCACCUCCUUCCUUUUUUCUAUGCCUGGCGGGAGCUGGACAGUUUCAUCUCUUGCAUGUAUCUAAGGAUGAUCGCAGUGAUGUGGAGAGCAGCUCAGAGGAAGAAGAUGUGACUACCUGCACAAAAAGUCCCUGCGACAGUAGCUCCAGCAAUGGUGCCAAUCGGGUGAAUGGCCACAUGGGAGGCAGCUACUGGGCUGAAGAGUAAGGUAGUUGGUUUGGGGACUUAAGCACACAUGAACUUGUAAGCCACUGGCAACACACCCCUCCUGGACCUCCCGACAUCUACUCUUCUGUGGCUAGGGGGACUUCAAGGCAUGGAGGAGAAUCAAAGAAGCAAAUAUUUUUCACUUAAAAAAAAUUCUGCCAUUUUGUAUUUAACAGCCUUCAGGUCCUUUCAAUAAUGUUAUUUGCUCUGUGUGUGAGUGUGUGUGUGUGUGUGUGCAUGCUUGUGCAUGUGCAUUUGUGCAUAUGCAUGAAUUUCAUUGCCUGGGUUGGGGCACGAUUCUGGACUGGGGCCUCUAGGCCUGGCUCCCUUUGAACCCACCUCAAUCCUAGAUUUGGCUGCAUCUUGAAUUAUGCUGGCUCCAGACUAUCCCAUUCCUUUCUGCCCACGGCUCUUGAGGUUCUAAACCCUUGGACCAUCUGAAUGGAGCAGCUGGGAUCAGCUCCAGGUUUCUGCACUGUUCCCCUUUUGGAGUUGGCGUAUAUCGUGUGAUGAAGUUGUAUGGAAACUGAACCGUGGACAGUGGCCAGGACUGCUGUGGCCGCGAGCUAGAUCCCUUCCUACCACCUGACAGUGACAGGGACAGCUGCUGAUACCUUGCUCUUGACUGAAUGGUACGCAGGGAGGGGGGCGUGGAAGAGGGUGAGUGGGGAGCUGGAGGAGGACAGCAGCCACCGGUUCAGCAGUUAAUGGUUUUAUACUGUUGUUUACUCUUCUGUGAUUAAAAGUGCUUCAACCCAC
Carlito syrichta (Philippine tarsier) is the source of this 2241-nucleotide messenger RNA. It is a transcript of the gene CERS5, whose product is annotated as ceramide synthase 5. Gene Ontology annotation, cellular component: membrane. The coding region runs from base 195 to 1340 and encodes 381 amino acids. The transcript is spliced from 11 exons. The record is from RefSeq and is a predicted model, not a curated record. Gene Ontology annotation, molecular function: DNA binding; sphingosine N-acyltransferase activity. Gene Ontology annotation, biological process: ceramide biosynthetic process. NCBI's taxonomy places the organism in Eukaryota, Metazoa, Chordata, Mammalia, Primates, Tarsiidae.